AUGGAGACGGUCGCACUGAUCCUCACGUGUUUCACGUUCCUCUUUUGUGAAUUAAUCCCGACUAUGCUCUAUGUAUUUUUGGUGUUGACAGACUUUCGUUUGAGGGUGAAAGUUAUGGCCAGUGGACUAUUCACGUUAAUAGAAAUCAUCAAGUAUAGUUGUACCCUGCUAUACAAGAAUCAAGUACGAAACUGUUUAAAAUUCGUUGAUGAGGACUGGCGAAAUGUUAUCAAUCCGAGUGACCGCAUCUCGAUGAUCGACAGAGUCAGAACUAGCAAACGUCUUAUUAUGAUGUGUGCCACAUUCGUGUAUUCAACUGGCAUUGCUGCUCGAAUAAUAGUACCUUUGUCAAUAGGAAAGAUCGUUACUUCUGAAAAUAUCACUAUUAGACCACUGCCUCACGUUGCCUAUCUCGUUAUACUUGACGUGCAGCGUAGUCCAGUUUACGAAAUCAUAUAUUUCAUACAAUUUCUAGCAGGAUUUAUAAAGUACACGAUUUCGAUUACAACUUUUAGUUUCAUGACACUUUGCGCGAUGCACUUUUGUGGGCAGUCUGACAUACUUGUAACAUUAAUGAACGAUUUCGUGAGCGAGAAUCAAUCGAAAAACGUGAACAGGAGAUUGGCUAUUGUCGUGGAGCGUCAAAUCAGAAUACGGAAGGUGAAAGUUAUGGCCAGCGGACUAUACACAUUCAUAGAAAUCAUCAAGUAUAGUUGUACUCUGCUUUACAAGAAUGAGGUGCGAAACUGUCUAAAAUUCGUUGAUGAGGACUGGCGAAACGUUAUAAAUCCUAGCGAUCGCAUCUCAAUGAUCGAUAGAGUCAGAACUAGCAAACGUCUGAUUAUGAUGUGUGCCAUAUUCAUGUACUUCAGUGGCAUGGGUUUUCGAAUAAUAAUACCUCUGUCAAUAGGAAAGAUCAUUACUUCUGAAAAUAUCACUAUCAGACCACUACCUCACGUUGCCUAUCUCGUUAUAUUUGACGUUCAACGUAGUCCAGUUUACGAAAUCGUGUAUUUUAUACAAUUUCUAUCGGGACUUAUAAAAUAUACGAUUACGGUAACGACAUUUGGUUUCAUGACACUUUGCGCGAUGCAUUUCUGCGCGCAAUCAGACAUACUUGUGACGUUAAUGAACGAUUUUGUGAAUGAGAAUCAACCGAAAAACUUGAACAAGAGGUUGGCUACUGUCGUGGAGCGGCAAAUCAGAAUAAGGAACGACAUUAUACCUGGUGUCCUUUAUUGGUUGAUGGCAGAAACGGCGCGAAUUCGACUACAUAUGAUCCCUCUUCUCCUCUAUGACUUCAUGCCUGUCAGUCAAUAUGGUAUUUUCAUAUUUCGCUAUGAUAAGCUCAGGCGAUGCUUGAAACAUGUCGAGGAAGAUUGGAAAAACGUUCUCAGCGCAGAAGCACGGAACAUUAUGCUGAAAUCUGCGAGGACGGGCAAACGUCUGGUUACGAUCUGUGCGAUCUUCAUGUACAGCAGCACCAUUUCAAUUCUGCCGUUAUUCCAGGGAAAGUUCAUCGAUCAGAAUGUCACCAUAAGACAAUUUGCAUGUCCGGGUUACUUCUUUUCCCUCGACGUGCAAGUCAGCCCUGUUUACGAGACGGUCUUUGUAAUUCAGUGUCUAACAGGAUUUAUUGCAGCUUCGAUCGUGAUAUGUGCAUGCGGUCUCACCGCAAUUUUUGUGGUACAUGCUUGCGGCCAAUUGAAAAUCUUAAUCGGCUUAAUGAGAGAUUUCGUGCAGAAACAAUGGCAAGAGGAGCGUGAAAUGGAUAUGAUGCUAGCUGAGAUAGUCGAGCAUCAAACAAGAGUGCGCAAUUUUUUACGGUUAGUGCAGCAUACCUUACAGGAAAUAUAUGUGGUGGAAUAUCUGGUGAACACAAUAACUAUUUGCCUUUUAGUGUAUUUUAUGUUAGUGGACUGGCAAAAUAGGAAUAUACCAACUUUAUGUACUUACUGGAUAUGUAUUGUAAAUAUGACAACUCAUAUGUUUCUAUUUUGUUACAAUGGUGAACAACUUACAGAUCAGGCGGAAAAGGUAGCCAUUGCAUCCUGCGGGCUCGAAUGGUAUCGUCUUCCGGACAAAAAAGCACGUAGCGUUGUAUUGCUGAUUAUUAUGUCUAACGCGCCAACCAAGAUCUCUGGAAAGUUCAUCGAUCUCUCGCUCAAAACAUUUGGUGAUGUAAAUCGCUAUGAUCAAGUCAGGCGAUGUUCGAAGCACGAGGAGGAUUUGGAGAAUGUUCUCAGCGUGGACGUACGAAACAUUAUGCUAACAUCUGCGAGGACGGAGAAACAUCUGGUUACGAUCUGCACACUUUUCAUGUACAGUGGCGUUAUUACCUUCCAAACAAUUUUACCGUUGUCCCAGGAAAAGAUUGUCAUCGAUUAG
Molecule: messenger RNA, 2388 nt
Organism: Mycetomoellerius zeteki
Lineage: Eukaryota; Metazoa; Arthropoda; Insecta; Hymenoptera; Formicidae
Exons: 7
Coding region: 1-2388 (795 amino acids)
Biological process (GO): detection of chemical stimulus involved in sensory perception of smell; sensory perception of smell
Cellular component (GO): plasma membrane
Molecular function (GO): odorant binding; olfactory receptor activity
Source: RefSeq, a predicted model, not a curated record